AUGGUCGAUGCACGAUUGGUAACAGUGGUCGGAGCUACUGGUGCUCAAGGAAGUGCUGUUGUACGAGCAUUAGUUGAAACAGGCAAAUACAAAAUUCGUGGUUUAACACGUGAUUCAUCGAGUGAAAAAGCUCAGACAUUGAAACGUUUAAGUGAUAAUAUUGACAUGGUUACAUGUGAUAUAACAAAGAGUGAUGAUGUUGAACGUGCAUUUAAAGAUUCAUGGGCUAUAUUUGCUGUGACAGAUCCUUGGACAAAUCCAAAUCAACUGGAACUCGAAAAACAACAAGGUUAUAUCAUGGCUGAUGCAGCUGCUUCACUUCAAAUUCCAUAUUACAUAUUUAGUACAGUAGAAGAUGUUAAGAAGCUGAGCAAUGGAAAAUUCGAUAUACCAAUUUUUACUCACAAAGCCGAAAUAACUAAUUAUAUCAAAGAAAAAUGUCGAAAUUUAAAAACUAUUUAUGUCGAACCUGCUAUGUAUAUGCAAAAUUGGAGAAAUGCUGGAAAAUUACCUACAUUAGAUGAUGGAACAGUAAUAUUCGCAGCUCCCAUCGAUGAAAAGAUGGAAUUACAUUUAGUAGAUAUCGAUGAUAUUGGUCCGAUUGUUCGUGAAAUAUUAGCAGAUCCGGAUAAAUUUGUUGGUCAAGAUAUUUGUGUAUGUGGUGAUGAAAUAAGUUUAGAAAAUCUAUCCAAAAUCUUUACUAAAGUAACUGGAAUUCCAGCAAUCUCAAAAACAUUAACCGAAGAAGAAUUUCGAACAAUAACAAAACAGUUACCGAAAACAGCGCAAGAUAAUAUCUUUGGUAUGCAUAAAUGGAUCGAAGAAUAUGGAUAUUAUGGAAAAGAUAAAGAUUGGACAAAUGGACAAAAAUUAACAAAAUUAAAUACAUUUGAACAAUGGCUAAAAUAUGAAUUUAAAUUAUAUAAAACUGUAAAAACAAUAUCAAAUCUUGAAGAAUGUUGUGAAACUGUUAUUAUUCCAAAUCAACAUCAUAUUCUUUCACUUGAUAUAAAGGAUGAUAUCUUCGUCAAUAAUUUUUUCAAAUAUUGUAUUGUUAAUGCAUCAUUUCAUAAUCUUCGAUCAGUUAUUUUACGUGAUAUUCUUAUCGAAUUAGCUGUAGAUCCUCUUUUGCAUCUAAAAUCGUUACCAAAUCUCUUAUCAUUGACUCUAAUAUGUCAUCUAUUAUUCCCUAAAGAUAUUCGUGAUAUCUAUCGAUUGAUUUUCUCUUUUCCAACCUUAAAAUACAAUAAAAUAUCAUUAGAAGAAUUGAAUUAUGAACAUGAUGAUAUCAAUGAGACAAAUAUUUCACUACCUGCUGGUAUACUAAAUCAGCAAUUUAAUACAAUUGAAUAUUUCGUUAUCAAUCAUGAAUGUGCAUUUGAUGAAUUAAUAUUUAUACUUUGUCAUACACCUCAAUUACGUCAUCUUAUUUGUGGUAAUUUACUUAAAACAGAUCAGAAUAUUGAAGAUGAACAGAUUCCAACAUUAUCUUAUUUAAAACAUAUACGUAUUGAUUGUUGUUAUCUAGAUUUUAAUGAUUUUGAAAGGUUUAUCAAGAAAGUUUCUCCUCAAUUACAACGAUUACAUAUUAAGCCAAAUUUUAACAAAGCUUAUCUUGAUGCAGAUCGAUGGGAACGGUUGAUAACGAAUUAUAUUCCACAUUUACAUACAUUGAUUUGCAACUGCUAUCAACAUAAUUUUAUAAUUUAUGAAGAUCGAUCUCUUCAUUUAAUUAUUAAUCAAUUUAGUUCACCAUUUUGGGUUAAUAAAGGAUGGAUAUUUGAAAUUUUUAUUGAUUGUAGAAUUAUCCAUUUUUCCAUUCAUUCGUCAAAGAAAACAUGUUUUAUUUUUGAUGAGACAAAAGAAACUAUGGUGACAUAUUCAAAAUCAAAUAAUCUAGUCAUUCAACUGGAGAUCCAUAGCUUUGCUUCCAAUCCGAAACAGAAUCAAUCAUUGAUUGAUAAUUACAAACUCAUGUUUGAUUCAAUUAAAUUUACUCAUUUAACUAUCAAUUGUGAGACGAUUUCUUCCGAACUGCUUAUUCAAAUUAUCGAAAUGUUACCUCAUCUUGUUUCAUUACAUAUAUUAGCGAUACCAAUCAUUCAAAAUAAUGCUGAUGUUCUUCAUCGGGUAUCACUCAAAAAUAAAAUAACAAAAGUUAAACUCGAGAAAAUUACUGAAAUCGAACAAGUAAUGUUUAUUCUUUGUCUUUGCCGUUGUAUGAAGCAUUUUCAAAUCAAUGAAAAUGUUCCUCAUCUCACUUGUUUAUGUAUCAAUAUUUCCAACAAUAAUGAACACAUACUUAAUGAAUUACAAAACCUGAUUGAUACUGAAUAUUUAUUAGAUAAUUAUACAAUGAAACUCGUCGGGCAUAAUAUUAUUUUACAAUUAUAUUAA
Molecule: messenger RNA, 2397 nt
Organism: Adineta steineri
Lineage: Eukaryota; Metazoa; Rotifera; Eurotatoria; Adinetida; Adinetidae
Source: the annotation of a GenBank genome assembly